GUUUUUCCUUGACCUAUGCACCAUCCCUCCAUCAUGUUCGGUGCAAAUCGAAUCAGUAGUUUUUGCGUAAUCCUGCUGACAGACAGACAAACAAACAAACAAACAAACAAACAGACAAGACAUGGGUGAUCACUUGACUUGUUACUCCUUGGCGGAGGUAACAGGUCAAGAAUUCCUGUUAAAAGAUGUCAUUGAGUUUCGCUUCAAUGGAAGUUAUUUGAGCUCACAUGCAAACACCAGCCUGGACUCCACAAAAAGCUCCCGUAAUCAAAAGCACUUCAGAAAACAAAACCAAAAAAAGACGCUGGCCUCCCUCAUGUCCCCUAAGUUUACCCCUGCCAUCUUCCUAUAUAAAGACCAGUCUAGUCGCAUCAAGUCAUUAGCUCAGGUAAUCCACUUUUGGCCCGCUGCCUUCGUUAUGCGAUCACACCAAGGGUCUAAGGACUAAACCAGUGCCAGCACAGACCAGGGGAGGUGCACCGUGGGGAUAGCGUCACACAUGAGGCCCCUGUGGUGAGUUACUGGGCGCUGCUCUAAUUCAUCUACUCACAAUGACCGGUCUGACUGACAUCCUGCCGCUUUUGACCUGAUCCUGGUGGACCGGUGGAGGAUGAAACCGAGCAAAUGGCUGUUUAAAUACUUGAUGACACACAGCACUGACGGCCAAACCGCUUUGGAACUGGUGACUGGGUAGAGGAGGUGACCACGAACAGUCAUGGGAUGUGGCGUCACAAAGUCCAACCAGUUCCACAAACAAUCUGGAAAAGCCGUCACAACCAUAAAAGCUGCCGUCCUGAUUCAGCGAUGGUACCGUCAGUACGUAGCCCGCACAGAGAUGAGACGGAGAUACACCUGGCACAUCUUCCAGUCCAUCGAAUACUCGGGAGAACAGGCUCAGAUAAAGCUUUAUAAUUUCCUCGGCUACCUCAUGGACAAUUUCACACCGUCAAGCAAUGAACGGAAUCUGAUCUCGCACAUCUUCAGAGAGAACGAGGUUUGCCGGGACGCAGAGUGGGAGAGGUACUUCUGCUACAAGAGCAUCGAGGUGCCAGAGAUUUACUCAGGACCUCAUCUCACCUUCCCUCUGACGGUGGAGCAGGCCGUCGGGCUGGUGGAGGCCUUCAGGACGAAGAAACAGCUGCACUCGCGCUACGUCCUCCAGCUCCUGCUAGAGACGUGGAAACUGCUCCGGAUGUUGCCAAAUAUCAACCGCAUCUCCACAUGCCAAAGCAAAGAGAUCACUAUUUGUGGUGAUUUGCACGGCCAACUGGAAGACCUGCUGCUGAUUUUCUACAAGAAUGGCAUGCCGUCCUUGGAGAAGCCCUAUGUCUUCAACGGAGACUUUGUGGACCGAGGCAAAGACUCCAUUGAGAUCCUUCUCGUCCUGUUUUCAUUCCUGCUCGUCUAUCCGAGUGACGUCUACCUCAACAGAGGGAACCACGAGGACCACAUAGUCAACCUGAGGUACGGCUUCACAAAGGAGGUGUUGACUAAAUACAAGAUGCACGGCAAACGGAUCCUGAAGCUGCUGCAGAAGAUUUUCAGCUGGUUGCCUUUGGCGACGGUGAUCGACCAAAAGGUGCUGGUUCUCCACGGAGGGAUCUCCGACAGCACAGACCUCAACCUGCUCGCCAGAGUGGGCAGACACAGUUACGUUUCGGCGCUGAGGCCUCCGAAGAAGAGGCACAUCACCUCAGCGGGGACCUCCAUCGACUCGGACAUGGACGAAGAUAUCUGGUCCACCAACAGGCGGCGGGCCUCCCUCACAUAUCCCAAACCUCUGGGAACCCGCGAAAGCUUCCAGAACCGCUCGCUGCAGGACUUCUCCGACCGGAUCAGAGUGAACGUGGAGGACGAGCUGGAGAUCGACAAGAGGAGACAGCCCAUUUUCAACAGAUCAGAAAAAGAGACAAAUCCGUCUGCGUCCUCUGACUCUGUCAGCAGUGACAACAUCAAGGAAGAAUGGAAACAGAUCCUGGACCUGCUGUGGAGUGACCCGAUGUCCCAGAACGGCUGCAUACCCAACGAAGUGCGGGGCGGCGGCUGCUACUGGGGCCCCGACGUCACCGAGGACUUCCUGAACAGACACAAUCUGCAGCUCAUCAUCCGCUCCCAUGAGUGCAAACAGGACGGUUAUGAGUUUUGCCACAACCGUAAGGUCCUCACUCUGUUCUCUGCCUCCAAUUACUACGACGUGGGAAGCAACAGGGGCGCCUACGUGAAGCUGGGUCCGGACCUUGUGCCUUAUAUGAUUCAGUACCAGGCCAGCAGCAUGACCAGAGAGCUCACUGUUAGGCAAAGUGUCGGGCAAACCGAGCGCUCGGCCCUCAAAGUCCUGCGCGAGCAGCUGUUUGCGCACAGGUCUGACCUCAUCUGUGCCUUCAGAAAGUUCGACAGCGGCAACACAGGCCUGUUGUCUCUUCAUGACUGGGCAUCUGCAGUGGAGAGCGUGAUGCACCUCGGUCUGCCCUGGAGGAUGCUGCGCUAUCAGCUGGUCACCAGGAAGACCAGCGAUGGCAUGAUAGAAUACCACGAGUGGUUCAACGAGCUCGCCAUCAAAGGACCCAACACGGAUCACAUUGACCAGAGUCUGCUUGAGACUCUGUAUCGCCACCGCUCCACCUUGGAGACCAUCUUCAGAAUCGUAGACACGGACAACUCAGGCUUCAUCACUAUCGAGGACUUCCGGCAGACCUGGAAGCUGCUGAGCGUCUACCUAAAGAUGGAGAUCACAGACGAGGCCAUCUCCGACCUGGCCGUCACCAUCGACAGCAACCAGGACGGCAGCAUCGACAUCGACGAGUUCAUGGAGGCCUUCCGCCUCACAGACAAGAAGAGCCGGCUGGAGCGAGGGCGCAGCAUGUUCAUGGGCACGGCCCCCGACCUCACCAAGCUGGAGGGGGACCCCAACAUUUAGAGCAGAGAGAGCAAAGACUGGAAACGGAGAGCGACCCCAAGCCCAGACUCGUUGCCGGUCAGGCGGCAGAGGGGAGGGCGGGGAGAUGCUGCUGACGCAAGCUGCUAUAAUGACGCACAUUAAGACGUAGGAUGCUGCUGAGCAACAGGCACGCGGAUCGCGUGGGAUUAGGGGGAGGUCAGAGUUCAGGGUGUUUGACAGCGGAUGUUUAUUUCAGUUCAUUCAUCAGUUUUUUUUCCCACUGAGGAAGUGGGGGUGAAACACAACUGCAUGGACAAGAAUUUUGUUUCUUUUAUGAACUUAGAAUAGUUCAAAACUGUUGCAAAGGUACAAUUUACAGACACAGAAACAGCUAGAAGGGCUCUCGGAGAGUGCAGACCUCCGCCGAGGCCAAUGUCAAACAACAUACACCAGA
Molecule: messenger RNA, 3332 nt
Organism: Xiphias gladius (swordfish)
Lineage: Eukaryota; Metazoa; Chordata; Actinopteri; Istiophoriformes; Xiphiidae
Product: serine/threonine-protein phosphatase with EF-hands 2
Exons: 18
Coding region: 716-2917 (733 amino acids)
Biological process (GO): detection of stimulus involved in sensory perception; negative regulation of MAPK cascade
Cellular component (GO): nucleus; cytosol
Molecular function (GO): iron ion binding; protein serine/threonine phosphatase activity; calcium ion binding
Source: RefSeq, a predicted model, not a curated record